AUGUCUACUUCUCUCGAUCAGCUCAAGGCCACCGGCACGGUCGUCGUGUCCGACUCUGGUGACUUUGCUUCCAUUGCCAAGUACAAGCCCCAGGAUGCCACCACCAACCCCUCCCUGAUCCUCGCUGCCUCCAAGAAGACCGAGUAUGCUCAGCUCAUGGACGACGCUAUUGCCUACGGCAAGAAGCAGGGCGGUGACAUUGACUCUCAGGUCGAGCACGCUCUCGACCGUCUCCUCGUCGAGUUCGGCCGGGAGAUUCUCAAGAUCGUCCCCGGUAAGGUCUCCACCGAGGUCGACGCCCGCUUCUCUUUCGACACCAACGCCUCCGUCGAGAAGGCUCUCCACAUCAUCGACCUGUACAAGCAGGAGGGUGUCGAGAAGGAGCGCGUCCUCAUCAAGAUCGCCUCCACCUGGGAGGGUAUCAAAGCCGCCGAGAUCCUUCAGCGCGACCACGGCAUCAACUGCAACCUUACCCUCAUGUUCUCCCAGACUCAGGCUAUCGCCGCCGCCGAGGCCAACGCCUACCUCAUCUCUCCCUUCGUCGGCCGCAUCCUUGACUGGUUCAAGGCUGCCAACAAGAAGGAGUACUCCAAGGAGGAGGACCCCGGUGUCGCCUCGGUCAAGUCUAUCUUCAACUACUACAAGAAGUUCGGCUACAAGACUAUUGUCAUGGGUGCCUCUUUCCGCAGCACUGGCGAGAUCACCGAGCUUGCUGGCUGUGACUACCUGACCAUCUCCCCCAACCUGCUCGAGGAUCUGUCCAACUCCUCCGAGGCCGUCCCCAAGAAGCUUGACGCCAGCCAGGCCUCAUCUCUCGACAUUUCCAAGAAGUCGUACAUCAACGACGAGGCUCUGUUCCGCUUCGACUUCAACGAGGACCAGAUGGCCGUCGAGAAGCUCCGCGAGGGUAUCUCCAAGUUCGCUGCCGACGCUAUCACUCUCAAGGGCAUCCUCAAGGAGAAGCUGUCCUCGUAG
Molecule: messenger RNA, 975 nt
Organism: Emericellopsis cladophorae
Lineage: Eukaryota; Fungi; Ascomycota; Sordariomycetes; Hypocreales; Bionectriaceae
Product: putative transaldolase
Exons: 5
Coding region: 1-975 (324 amino acids)
Biological process (GO): pentose-phosphate shunt, non-oxidative branch; pentose-phosphate shunt; carbohydrate metabolic process
Cellular component (GO): cytoplasm; intracellular anatomical structure
Molecular function (GO): transaldolase activity
Source: RefSeq, a predicted model, not a curated record